CUGUGCGAACAGUGAAGAAAACCUCAGGGGGUUCACAGCACUGAAUUAGGAAACGUGGCCUUAAGAGAAAACGGAGCACAUAUCAAUGAGGACAGUGAGUUGACGCGACAUCUAUUUAAAGAUUACGUUUUCAUUUGUAAUUGAACGCGCAUACACGGUGAAACAUGGCGGACGUAGACCAGAGCGCUGCGGUGCCAGACGGAUCCAGUAACGCUUCGGAUGUGGUGAACGGGACCGCGGGCCGGUUCGUGUCCAGCGCCGAGGGUACUGCACUGGCAUACGGCAGCCUGCUGUUCAUGGCCCUGCUGCCCAUCUUUUUUGGAGCCUUGAGAUCUGUGGGCUGCUCUAAGUCUAAGAAUCCUUCAGAUAUGCCGGAGACCAUCACAAGCAGAGAUGCUGCACGCUUUCCCAUCAUUGCCAGCUGUACUCUCUUUGGCCUGUAUCUCUUUUUUAAGAUAUUCUCUCAAGAAUACAUAAAUUUACUGUUAUCCAUGUAUUUCUUCGUGCUGGGAAUAUUGGCGUUAUCUCACACCAUGAGUCCUUUUAUGUGUAGGUUUUUUCCUGCCAACCUGCCAAAUAAGCAGUAUCAGCUGCUGUUCACACAGGGCUCUGGGGAAGGCAAGGAGGAGAUCGUCAACUAUGAGUUCGACACCAAGGAUUUAAUAUGCUUGGUCAUCAGCAGUGUGGUUGGGGUCUGGUAUAUCCUUAAAAAGCAUUGGGUGGCUAAUAAUCUGUUUGGUCUGGCGUUUGCUCUGAAUGGAGUUGAGCUGCUUCACCUGAACAAUGUCAGCACCGGCUGCAUCCUGCUGGGAGGUCUGUUUGUUUAUGAUGUGUUCUGGGUUUUUGGCACCAAUGUUAUGGUGACUGUCGCCAAGUCUUUUGAAGCUCCCAUUAAGUUGGUUUUUCCUCAAGAUUUGCUGGAGAAGGGUUUAGAUGCCCGUAAUUUCGCCAUGCUUGGACUGGGGGACAUUGUAAUUCCAGGAAUUUUCAUUGCUUUGCUCUUACGCUUUGAUGUCAGUUUGAAGAAGAACACAAGAACCUACUUUUACACCAGCUUUUUGGCAUACAUCUUUGGACUGGGCCUCACUAUAUUUGUCAUGCACACCUUUAAACACGCUCAGCCUGCUUUGCUGUACCUGGUUCCUGCUUGUCUUGGAUUCCCAAUGCUGGUGGCUCUGAUCAAAGGAGAACUGACGGAAAUGUUCAGAUACGAGGAGUCUUCACCGGAGGAGGAAUCAUCCAAAGAGGAAAUUACAGAAACUGAUAAAGACAAAUAAUUGCAAAAUGAUUGUCAUGUUGUGAGUUUGUCGCAGUGCAGAUCACACAGAAACUGUUCAUAUUCUGCACCUGCUCAUUGCCAUCUUUUCUUCAGACUGUUGUACAACAGCCUUCUGCGUGCCUGUAUCUCUGCUUGUUGCCCUUGGCAAUCUUGUUUGGUUAUUAUGAGAAGUUUUUUUUGCGAAGGGUGAAGUUAGACUUUGUAUGUAAAGUGUCAUUUCGCUGGCAAGAUUCAAUACAAAUCUGGCUGACACAAACCCAUCCACACAUUCACAUGCAGCAUUUCCCAAUUCUAUCCAUAAGGAACUGAUUUGGGGAUGUUGAUGUAAAUGAAGUUGCUUUGUUCUGUCCCUCUUCUAUAAAAUAAUGAGACAAAAACACAACACAUCGGGACCAGAUAUUCCCCCAUGUUUUCAUACUUUAAAUUGACCAACUAUUAUCCUGUAAAAAAUAUUGUUUACCUUAUGCUUUGGUUAUUUGAAAUUCUCAGUAUUCUUUGCUAUUAAUGUAACAUGCAAGGUUGACCGUACACAAGCUGCAUUUCUUGUUAUAUUUUCUUUGCAUUAAAGUGGUUUUUACCAUCUUG
Triplophysa dalaica is the source of this 1864-nucleotide messenger RNA. It is a transcript of the gene hm13, whose product is annotated as histocompatibility (minor) 13. The record is from RefSeq and is a predicted model, not a curated record. Gene Ontology annotation, biological process: membrane protein proteolysis. Gene Ontology annotation, cellular component: membrane; lumenal side of endoplasmic reticulum membrane; cytoplasmic side of endoplasmic reticulum membrane. The coding region runs from base 165 to 1277 and encodes 370 amino acids. Gene Ontology annotation, molecular function: aspartic endopeptidase activity, intramembrane cleaving. The transcript has 12 exons. NCBI's taxonomy places the organism in Eukaryota, Metazoa, Chordata, Actinopteri, Cypriniformes, Nemacheilidae.